GUCAUGUGACGAAAAAGAUGUCAACAACCGGGUAGACGUUUGCUGUUCCUCUCUCACACACACACACACACACACACACACAACAAUGGACCCGCUUUAGCACUUCCUCCUCGAAGAAAACACUUUAUGUCAGAGGGUCUACUUUUCGUCCGCCACUGCGCAGGAUGGCAGCUCCUCACGGCGGCCAGUCCUCCCUCGUGCACGGCUUGGCCACACUGCUCAGAAACGACGGCGACUUGGUGCUGGACGGCACCAGCACGCUGACCUUGCCGGCGGCCAUCUUGCAGCAGCUCACCCGGCUGUUUGAACAGUACUUGCUGUCCAGGAGCCGGCAGCACGGCUUCCUCGCGUUGCCCUCCCACCCUGCCGACACCGCUUCCCUGCUACAGCUGCAGUUCCUGUUUGACGUCCUGCAGAAGACCAUCUCCCUCAAGCUCACCAACCCGCCAGAGACGAGACUUCACUCCGUGGUGAAAAUCUUCCCGUUCAAGACUUUAAAAUAUUUGGAGCUGAAGCGAGUCCCUCCACACUGUCUCGAAGGACUCCGAGGAGUUUACUCCCAGCUGGAGGUCUUCACAUGUUCAAAGAGCCUCAACUCCCUGGAGGAGCUACUUUCUCUGUGCGGAGGUGACCUGAGCUCCGCGCUGCCUUGGCUGGAACUGCACACGCUCAACUUCAGCUACAACUCCAUUGUUUGCCUCGACCAAUCACUGAGUUUACUGAACGUCCUGAGGUCCCUCGAUUUAAGCCACAACAAGAUUCAGGAGUGCGCUGAAUUUCUCAAGCCCUUGAGUGAGCUGGAACACUUGAACCUGGCCUACAACUGCCUGCAGAGGGCGCCGGCGCUGGGCCCGAGUGCCAGGAACAAACUCCUCUCGCUCAUCCUCAGGAACAACGAACUGGAGACCAUUAACGGUGUGGAGCAGUUGUCCUCGCUCCAGCACUUGGACCUGGCCUACAACCUGCUGUUGGAGCACUCCCAGCUGGCUCCCCUCUCCAUGCUGCACUGCCUCAACACACUUAACCUGGAGGGCAACCCGCUGUACUUCCAGAAGACCCACCGAACCGGCACCGUCCGACACCUCUCCCCGAAGGCAGCGAACCUCCGACUCAAACUUGACGGUUCCUCGCUGUCCUCGUAUGAGUUAUCAGUUCUGCCCAAACCAGGCCGGCUGGUCGUCCAGCUGCAGCCCGAACCUCCGGUCGCCAUGCCGACGGAACGGAGUAACCAGGAAGUGUCGAGCGGCGCCGGGGAGCUGAGUGACAGCGUGUCAGUCGGAGAAGUCUCACGCAUUCGGAAGAAGAAAUCCAAGGGUAAGGUGAGAGUGCGGAGGGCCAGCAUAUCCGAGCCCAGUGACACAGACUACGAGCCCAGGCUGCGGUCCUCCUCACAGAGCAUUGUCCUCCCCCACCAGAAGGAGAUUGAGCGCAUGUCCAGCUUCAGAGACCAGCUGGGAGAGGAUUGGCUGAGGUACCAACAUCAUCUCGAUGGCUCUUCCCCCUCCAUCAUCGUCACGAACCAGCCCCCUCUUCAAGCUCAACCCCUCCACAACGGCUUCGACGCCACCGCACGUCUGUCCACCAGCCCCGGGCGUCAGCCGUCUCCGCCGCCCCCGGGUGUCCCGGAGGUCCCGGAGGUCCCGGAGGUCCCGGAGGUCCUCCCUCCGCCGCCGCCGCUCUCAUCUGAGCCCAGAUGGGAGACGUUGGCGGAUGCGGACCAGGAGACGGAGUCUACGCCGCCCGGGCAGAGCUCACGGUCCACCAUGGAGGACGGCCUGGUGGCGAGCCAGGGAGUGGUGAGCUCACCCGGGCCCAGUCCAGAGUCCCAAAGGUCGGCUGGAGGAGAGAGCAGAGACACCAAGGAGGAAGAGGAAGACGAGGAGGAGGAGGAUCUCGGCGUGGACCUGUGUCACCCGCUGCUUGUGGGUGUCUUAUCUGACAAAGAGGAAGAAGAUGUGGAGGGACCGGGCGAGAGGAGUGAGGUGUUCCUGCGCAUCAAACCGGGCCUGGUGCUGGAGGUGGACAUGCAGCGCGGCCGGGAGAGAUGCCGCCUGGAGCUCGGCAGCCUGGCUCGGGUGGAGAGCACGGAGGCGGCCUGGACCCGAGGGGAGAGGGAGGAGAUGCUUCCAGCUGUGGAGCUCCAGUUCGACUACAUCAGCAGGGAGAAGAGGAGGAGGCUCUACGUCCUGCUUGACGACGACCCGCAACAGGCACUGCAGGCUCUGACCGACGUGUUGACUCACGUGGCGGAGGAAAACCAGCGGCGCGACGCUGAGCUCCGCCCCCGCUGCGUUCGCCUGCAGUGCCUUCGCUGCAGGUCAGAGUUCACGCUGAAGGGAGGCGGCCGCGAGGAGGAGGGGGAGGAGGAGGAGGAGGAGGAGGAGGAGGAGGGGGCUGCCUGGCGACCAGAAGGUGUGGGAGAACGGGGUGAGGAGGAGCUGACGGGGUAUCACGUCGACACCAAAGGAGACAGUCACAUUUGUCCAGAAUGUGGUAGCGAUCACGUGGUCCAGCUGGCCGGCCAUCCGACUCCCUACUCCAGUACGCCCAUCCAGGACUCGCCCGCGCUGGAGAGCGACCGUCUCGACGGGAACCCGAGCCCUCGCCAUGCCAACGAGCACGGCCAGAACUCAGGCGGCGGUAUUCGCAGCAGUCCUGUCCUCGAAGCAGAAGAGCCCACCUUCCUCACUGCUCGGGGAAGCUCCUUCUUCACCGGGGAUGACCGGGGCGACGCCUCCAGUCUCUCCCACGGCGCAGAGCACCACGGUAAAGAGGAGCUGGUUGGGAGCUACCGCUACACCGCUACGGGUACUCCACCGGAGGUCCGAGCCCCACCUGCAGGAAGGUCCGCCCCGAACGAUGAUUUGGACCUGCUGUCGGAGGACUACGAGGCGGUGGACCAUCGGCUGCAGCUCUUCCUGGAUGUGGAGGUCUUCGAGGAGGAGGAGGAGGAGCUUCACUCUUUCCUCAAGAUGUCGGCUGUCAAAUUUGGGGAGCCGGGGCAGGUCCCCUCUCUGUUGGUGGUGUCGAACCAGCGGAUCUAUUUCUUGGAAAUGACGUCAGAAAUCCACAGAGGCCAGCUCUCCGAUUGGCUGCAGACGCGGGACAGCCACCCAAUCAUGGAGCUCAGCUACCUGGAAGUGGGACUGGCCUCCCAGAGCAUCCACAUGGAGUUUGGGGGAGUGGCCUACACCCUCCUCGUGAGGGACAGUCUACGCUGCAAGCGCUUCUUUGGCUUCUUGACAGGGAUCGUGCGUGAGAUGGCCCACAAGUCCGACAGCAAGCUGAAGUCUAUCUCCACCACCAGGCUGAGCCCUCAGCACCAUCUCUGGCCCCUCGUGUGCGAAGACAUCCAGGCCGACGUGGAGGACGGCCAGCUGCAGUUCUUCUACAUUCUGGCUUUCGUUCUGCAAGAGGACGUCUGGAUGCCGCUGACGGUCCUGGCGACCCGGGAGACCCUGUACCUGCUGAGGGAGGACCACCAGUGGAGGAAGAGCUCCGGCGGCCCGACGGUGGAGGACAAGCCGGAGCCGAGCAGCGGCGGGGUGGACGUCUUAGAAACGCUCCCGAUCAGCUGCGUCAGCGCCGUCCACCUGUGGCCUUCAGACCAGUGCAGGAUGGACAUCAAGCUCUACGAUGAGACGGUGAAGCAGGAGAGGACGUGGUGCGUGCGCUCCGAGAGCGCCGAGCUGCUCCAGGGUCUGCUGGCCUGGGUCAGAGCCCAGUGGGAGGCGAUGUUCGGAGUGAAGCUGAACACAAAGCAGCACGAAGGAGGGAGGAGGGCAUGAGGACCACUCCCGUUACCAUCCCGCUGUUCUCCGGUUGAAACGGAGCGCGCCUUUCGUCCGUCCGUCCGUCCCCCCCCCCCCC
Cyclopterus lumpus (lumpfish) is the source of this 3870-nucleotide messenger RNA. RefSeq names its product serine/threonine kinase 11 interacting protein (gene stk11ip). The transcript is spliced from 27 exons. The coding region runs from base 165 to 3788 and encodes 1207 amino acids. Lineage: Eukaryota; Metazoa; Chordata; Actinopteri; Perciformes; Cyclopteridae. Gene Ontology annotation, molecular function: protein binding. The record is from RefSeq and is a predicted model, not a curated record. Gene Ontology annotation, cellular component: cytoplasm. Gene Ontology annotation, biological process: intracellular protein localization.